AUGGCAUCCUAUCUCUACAGGCGUGACGUGGUGUCCGACGCCAAAGACACAUUAUCUAGCUGGGACAAGUGCAUGGACAAGGACUACUGCAAAUGGCCUGUCAUUGUCGCAAUCAUCGUCGGUUGUCUAAUCCUGUUCUCCGUCCUCUUCUGCGUUGCUCGAUGCAUUUGCUGCGGCGUUGAGCUGUGUUCCUGUUGUGUGAGCUGCUUUACCUGCUGCGGAAGCUGCUGCGGAGGUUGCUGUAAGGGAGGGGGUCGAAGUCGGGACCGUCCUUCGAAAUACACAGACGACUAUAGUCGCAUGCCUCCUACUCCCUACCAGGGAUACCAGCCAGCCCCGAGCCCGAUGGUCUAUGGUGGCGUUGGCAAUCCCAGCGCCCCACAGUUUGCGACCUUUGACGACCCGAGUAGCAAGAGAAUGGUCAACGAAGACAGUCUCCCGCACAUGCCAAGCUGGGAUACCGCUGUGAAGAGGCGAGUCGAGGACACCAGUGCACCGCCCGAGGCUAAGAACGGUGACCUCGAGAUGGGCAGGCUAGACUCGCAGCCGCAAAGGAUGAGAGGGGGCUACAACAGCGUCCCCAACCCUGCGGUCUCACCGAACCCGACCCAGUCAGAAUACUUACACAACGACUCGGGCAUGAACCACGCUUACAACUCCGACCUGGGCGACCAAAGAUUACUCAGCCAUAACGAAACUCACGGCUUCCAGGCCGUCCCUCUGAGCCCACCUCCCACUUAUCGUUCGAACUCCAGUGCUCCGUCCCUUGCCGGCAGUCAGUUUGGCGGCGCCGGCGCAGCCAUGCCGGGCCCUAACGCUUAUAAUCACGGUCAACAACAGCACCUACCGCAGCGCCAACCCAGCUACCAAGACUCUUACGCUCCAAGCAGCACACGGUACGAGCCAUCACAGCAAGACUACAUGUCGGAGUCCAACAGACUCAGCAUGCCCAUGCCGUAUAAUCCUGGCCCAACAGCCCAACCGCAAGCACUAUAUCCACCAUCAGAAGCAUCGCCACGUGACAUCCGACCUCCAAGUUUCCUGCAGGUAGGAAGAAAGCCUGUCCAAGGAAGCUUCAGGGAGGUCUGA
This is a messenger RNA of Cladophialophora carrionii CBS 160.54, 1089 nucleotides long. RefSeq lists its product as uncharacterized. The record is from RefSeq and is a predicted model, not a curated record. The transcript has 2 exons. Gene Ontology annotation, cellular component: plasma membrane; cellular bud neck. Lineage: Eukaryota; Fungi; Ascomycota; Eurotiomycetes; Chaetothyriales; Herpotrichiellaceae. Bases 1 to 1089 code for a protein of 362 amino acids.